CCCAAGCAGGAAUUCGGCGUCGCCACCACCCUCGCUGAAGUUUUCGGUUACCAACCAGUCGACGGAAUCCUUGGACUCGGAUGGCCAGCUCUUGCUGUCGACAAGGUCGUUCCACCCAUGCAGAACCUGCUCAGCAGCCUUGACCAGCCCCUGUUCACCGUUUGGAUGGACAGAAAGUUGACCGUCAGCAACGGAGGUAACGCCGGUCUCAUCACCUACGGAGCCAUCGACACCAAGAACUGCCAGUCCCAGAUCAACUACGUCCCACUCUCAGCUGAAACCUACUGGCAAUUCCCCAUCGAUGGGUUCGCCAUCGGAAGCUACUCAGAGACCAAGAAGGAACAGGUCAUCUCCGACACCGGUACAUCAUGGAUCGGAGCACCCACCACCGUUGUCAGCGCUGUUGUCAAGCAGACUGGAGCUAAGUACGAUUUCUUGAACGAGCUCUACACCGUCGACUGCUCCACCCAGAAGACCCAGCCCGACCUUAUCUUCACCAUCAACGGAAUCAAGUACAACGUACCCUCGGUUGAGUACGUGCUUGACCUCGGUCUUGGAAAUGGAAAGUGCGCCCUUACCUUCUUCGGCAUGAACUCUGGAGGUUUCGGCCCAGCCUGGAUUCUCGGUGACACCUGGAUCCGUACCUACUGCAACAUCUACGACAUCGGACAGAAGCGAAUCGGUUUCGCCAAGGCCAACCACUCUGGCCUCUAG
Molecule: messenger RNA, 714 nt
Organism: Haemonchus placei
Lineage: Eukaryota; Metazoa; Nematoda; Chromadorea; Rhabditida; Trichostrongylidae
Source: the annotation of a GenBank genome assembly